UGUUUGUAAAAUCAUUAAAAUAAGUGGGUUUUCAAUCAACGACAAUACAUUGCAAAUAUUGGGAUCUAUCUUAAUGAAUAUAUAUGUGAAUAAUUCCGGACAACUGAGUAAGUUUUGUUUAAAAAUCCAAGGAAGACUUGAAGGGAAUGUCACGGGGAGCACCCGCUGGCUGACACUGAAUACCAGUACUUAUUAGCACGAAAUCACGUUAGCACUCCUGUAAUGUAUUCAAGCACUACUUUGUUAACCUUUGCAAAUAUGGCGAAAUGAAGUACUAGUAAGUGAGGAAAUAAAAAUAAUUGUUUUGUUUAUGUAGAGCAUCAUAGUGCCAGUGUAGUAAAUUCGUCAGAAAUAAUAGCUUUAGAUUGUCUUGAAAUCUGUGCAUUUAGUCGCAUCUUUUACCUGGAUAGGUUUAACCAUGCUUCGAAAGAAGCGCCUGAGAUUAAAAGACAUUCAAAGUUAGAAACCAUUUAGGUAUUAGUUUUUUUCAAGAUAAAUGUUGUAAUUUUACAACAACUUGUAUUGUUUUUAUUAAACUGGAGAUUUUCAUUUAUAUUAUAGUGAAGUAAAUACCAAAACAUAUUCAUGGAUUAUGCGAAUAAGUUUAUCCUUUUUUAUUUUAAGAUACGAAACUAUAAUUUAAAUAUUGUGAUAAAACCAAAAUGGCUGGCAUCGUGUUGAACAAGCUGAAAGAUCUACAACGGCCUUGUUUGGUGGUUCGGACUUGUGCCACUGUGUUGCAAAUGAGACACAAAUCCGCCAGAAAGUUUUUCAGGGCUCGAGAAUAUCAGAACUGGAAAAAGAAAAGAGAUGCUGACAAAACUUGGGCUGAACCUUUACUGGAGUACCAGAAAAUGCUUGAGAAUGGGCCACCACCACCAGAAAUUGAGCCUGCACCCCUCCAUGCUGUGAGCAGAAUUCGACCUGUGAAGGGAGUCCCAUGGUGGGAAAAACAAGCCUUAGAAAGACUAGGGUUAUUGAACACAAAGAUGAAUGAAUUGACAGUUCAUAAGAACACGCCUGGAAUCAAUGUGGAAUUGCGCAAGGUAAACCAUCUUGUAAAAGUUGUACCAGUGAGAUUUCCUCAUGGUCUCCCUGAAGAUCCUAGUGACUUUGACCAUGCAAAAUUGAAGUCAAAUGGAGAGUUUGUAGUUAACAAAUCUCUGAAGCCACAGCAGGCUGCAGAGAUCAACAAUGACGAAUAUAAUGAAAGAAGAAAAUGGUCCCUCGAUGGGGACACUAUACGGAAGGAAAUGCGUAGAAAACUGGAAAGGAAAGCAAUGCACGACGAAUAUUAUGUUGCUCAAUACAGCUAUCAUUACAAUCAAGAUGGCAAAGAGGAAAAAUAUGACCGGUGGACCAAGACUGUAAAAGGAAAAGAAGAGAAGAAAAAGACACCACUGCCUUCUGCAGUACCUAGACCUGGUUUUAAUACAUGAAACUAAUUUUGUGCACCUUCUAUUGCAACAUGACUGUUCUAGCAUGAUAAAGAAAGGUACAUGCAGAACUAAGAAAAGAAAAGAGGGAAGUACUUUUUACUAUCUCCAUGGAUGAAGUUAGGACAAUGAAUGCCAUUUAUGACAUGUAACUAGAACACAAUGGAAUGCAAUGAUACUAGUAUUAGGAUCACCCACAUGAACAUCAAAGAAAUAAAUCUG
Molecule: messenger RNA, 1658 nt
Organism: Lingula anatina
Lineage: Eukaryota; Metazoa; Brachiopoda; Lingulata; Lingulida; Lingulidae
Biological process (GO): translation
Cellular component (GO): large ribosomal subunit; mitochondrion
Molecular function (GO): structural constituent of ribosome
Source: RefSeq, a predicted model, not a curated record